Messenger RNA from Indicator indicator, 1284 nucleotides. Its product is annotated as cobalamin binding intrinsic factor-like. The record is from RefSeq and is a predicted model, not a curated record. Gene Ontology annotation, biological process: cobalamin transport. NCBI's taxonomy places the organism in Eukaryota, Metazoa, Chordata, Aves, Piciformes, Indicatoridae. Gene Ontology annotation, molecular function: cobalamin binding. The transcript is spliced from 9 exons. Bases 1 to 1284 code for a protein of 427 amino acids.
AUGCUCCGUGUGGCUGUCACCAUUGGGGUCCUGCUGGCUCUGCUGGGUGGCACAGUCACCCACUGCUGCGACGAGCCACAGGACCUGAUCUCCAGCAUGCUGCGAGAGAUGAAGAAGUCCAUCAAGGCUUAUCCACACCCCAGGUUCCUGCUGGCCAUGAGCUUGGCUGGGGACAAUAAAAGUGACAUCCAUGACUGGCUGCUCCAGUACCUAAAGGAGGAGGCUGUGGAGAAAGCCCAAGACAUGCACUCAGGACUGGUGGCUCUGGACGUGCUUGCCCUCCUCUCCUCCUGCCAGGACCCCAGGCAGGUUGAAGCCAAAGGGAAAACUGUUGACCUAGUCAGCAUCCUCCAGAAGAAGACAGAUGAGGAGGUGGUCAGCAUAUUGGUCAAUGGUGUCCCAAAGACCACCUUCUUCAGUGUCAGCCUGGAUGCCCUGGCCCUGUGCCUGGUGCAGGGUGCUGGCUACGAAACAGCAGCUGUGGUGCUGGCCCAGCAGGUGCUGAACACCAUUAAAGCAGCUCAUGUGGAUACCCGGGCCAUGAUGGUGCAGGCACUGGUGUGCACCUACAACCACACAAACCAAAGCUGUGUGAAGGACCUGCUCGGUAAGACACUGUCAGUGGUGACCAACGAGCUCCUUGACGAGCAGGAGAGGAAUGGUGGAAUGAUUGGGAACAUCUACAGCAUGGGAGUGGCCCUGCAGGCACUGGAGACCUCCAGCAAGUUUUAUGCCCCCCGGGAGUGGAACUGUGCCCAAGCCUUUGCUGUGGUGCACAGACACAACUACAGACAGCCCGUGCCCAUUGCCCAGGUCCUGCCUGCCCUCGUGGACAAGCCCUACCUGCAGGCAGCCAGCAUGGACUGCACUGCCCGCACCAGAAUGUCCCAAGACCACUGCUUCUCCCUGCCCCCAAGCCUGGAGACAGCCCAAGGUCAUGAAGCAUGCUACAGCAACAUCACAGUGCACUACUGCAUUGUCAACAAGCUGCAGGGCAAACACUUCAACUACUGCAUCCCAGUGGAGGUCCUACCUGGCUCUGUGCUGCUCCAGGUGCUGGACCUGGCAAAGCAGAAGGAACCUGACAUCUUUAGCUUCAAGAAGAAGGACUACCCCACAUGGGGCCCCAUGGUGGUCUCCAUCCAUGGGCUGGCUGCCAAUGACACAAACAGGACCUUCUGGGAGUUCCUCAGUGGCAAGGAUGCCCUGGAGGAAGGGGUUGGCACCUACAAGCCCCACGACAUGGAGCACAUCACAGCCAACUUCACCAAGGGAAUUUGGUGA